UUUCAGUUUCCCUGCAAUUUAGUUUUACGUUUUCUGUUGAAAAAGUAUUGUAUAAAAAGUAUACGUCUAAAUUUCGUUCGAAAAUGGGUAAGAAAACGAAAGUGGGAAAAGCCCGUAAGGAUAAAUUCUACCAUCUGGCCAAGGAGACAGGCUAUCGGUCGCGUGCGGCCUUCAAACUGAUCCAGCUGAAUCGCAGCUAUGAAUUCCUGCAGAAAUCCCGUGUUCUCAUCGACCUGUGCGCGGCUCCCGGUGGCUGGCUGCAAGUGGCCCGCCAGUUUAUGCCCGUGUCCAGUAUAAUCGUCGGUGUCGACUUGGUCCCCAUCAAACCACUGCCCAAUGUCAUCACCUUCACGGAUGAUAUCACGACAGAGCACUGCAAACAGAAAAUUCGCCACGAGCUGAAGACGUGGAAGGCCGACGUGGUGCUGCACGACGGCGCCCCCAACGUGGGCAAGAACUGGCUGCACGACGCCUUCGCGCAGGCCCGCCUGACGCUGUCGGCCUUCAAACUGGCCAGCGACUGUCUGGCCAAGGGCGGCUGGUUCAUCACCAAGGUCUUCCGCUCCAAGGACUACCACGCCCUGCUGUGGGUCUUCAAGCAGUUCUUCCGCAAAGUGGUCGCCACCAAACCGCCGGCCUCCCGCAACGAAUCCGCUGAGAUCUUUGUGGUGUGCAGCGGCUAUCUGGCUCCGGAUAAGAUUGAUCCCCGCCUGCUGGAUCCCAAAUCCGUCUUCCAGGAUGUCGACGGCCAGCUGGAGGAGGGAGAAGUCGACCCGGUCAGCGGGAAACGUAUGACCGGUGCGGCCAAACUCAGUCUGCUGAUGCAUCCGGAGAGGAAGAAGAAGUCCGCGGAAGGCUACGGCGACGGGAAGAUGCUGCUAUUGGAGCGCUUACGCGCGCAGGAUUACAUCGAUGCCGAUGACGAUCGCAGCAAGGAGCUGCUGUCAGCCUGCCACGAGAUCGUCAUCGACGAUGAGCUGAAGAAAAAUCCGGCGACGACGGAAGAAGUCAUUCUCGGCUGCCAGGAUAUCAAAGUGCUCGGUCGACGCGAGCUGAAGAUUAUCAUGGCCUGGCGGAAUAAACUCCGACGACAGAAAGAGAAAGCGGCUAAAGAAGCGGCCGCCAAGUCAGCCCCCGCCGAAACCGCCGCGAUAACCAUCCAGCCGCCCGAAGACGACGAAGAGACCGCCAUCCAGAAGCAGAUUGACGCGCUGGCCGAGGAGGAACGCCUGGAAGCCCGGCGUAAACGCAAGAAGAUCAACAAACUCCGCCGCCAGCUGCAGGAACGCAUGAACCUCAAAAUGGUCAUCCCGGGUGACAGUCUCCUGCCGGAGGACGGCACGGAACAGUCCCUCUUCGCCCUGGACACCAUCCACUCCAAGAAGGGUUUGGAGAAGGUCGUUCCGGAAGCGGAGGAACUCGCCGAUGAUGUCUCCGACGAUAACAGCGAUGGUGAGGAGAAUCCGCUGUUGGUGGAGCGGGAGACACGGGCCUCCCGGAAGGAGCGCAUGAUGGAGGAGUGGUUUGAUAAGGAGAUCUUCCGGGGUGUGGAUUGGGAAGGCCGGACGGCGUCCAAGGAAGAGAAGGCGGAGAGGAUGGAGGAGGAGAGUGACAGUGAGGAGGAGAUGGAGUUUGAGGUGAUUCAGGAGAAGGACGAGGAAGUGGAGGAGAAACCGGUGGUCAAGCUGGAUCCCGAGGGGUUUGCCCUGGCCGAGGAGCUGAUCAAGUCCCGGAAGAGGAAGCGGGAGAUUAUCGAGGCCGGGUUUCAUCGCGAAGCCUUCAACGAGCCCGACUCGGCGCUGCCCUCGUGGUUCGUGGACGAUGAGAAAAAGCACUGCCGCAAAUCCGCCGUCGACCACGGCCUGAUCACCAAAGAACAAGUGGCCACCUACAAAGACCAACUGAAAGCCAUCGACGCCCGCCCCAUCAAGAAGAUCGCCGAAGCACAGGCCCGCAAGAAACGCCGCGCUGUGAAACGGCUGGAGAAGGCGCGGAAGAAGGCCGGCAAGGUGCUGAGCGAGGAGGGCCAGUCCAGUCAGGAGAAGAUCCAGCAGCUGAAGAGCAUCUACAAGAAGGCCGCCGGCAAGGUCAAACGCAAGGCCCCCACGUUGGUCGUGUCGAAAAAGGGCGGCGGGGCCUCGCGGCCGGAAAAGCGGGAGAAAGGCAGUCGCAUUAAGGUGGUGGACCGGCGGAUGAAGAAGGACAUUCGCGGGAUGAAGCGGGCGGAGAAGGCUAAGAAGAAGGUCGGGGCCAAGGGCCGCGGGAGGAAAUAGUCGGGUGGUUGUUGAAGAUUGUGUUAUUCUAAAUGUGUUGUUGGGUUAUAGUUCAUACAUUGCGCUAUUUUCAGGUGCGUUAAAUCUUUAUCGGUGUGUCGAUGUUAGUUCGACAUUAUAAAUGUUAUUGGUUUUCAUUUUGCUGUUAGAAAGUGUUAAAUAAAAAAAGGAAGUGAAUAUGCCGCUUGCUUCUAG
Molecule: messenger RNA, 2468 nt
Organism: Paramacrobiotus metropolitanus
Lineage: Eukaryota; Metazoa; Tardigrada; Eutardigrada; Parachela; Macrobiotidae
Product: pre-rRNA 2'-O-ribose RNA methyltransferase FTSJ3-like
Exons: 6
Coding region: 84-2273 (729 amino acids)
Biological process (GO): maturation of 5.8S rRNA from tricistronic rRNA transcript (SSU-rRNA, 5.8S rRNA, LSU-rRNA); rRNA methylation; maturation of LSU-rRNA from tricistronic rRNA transcript (SSU-rRNA, 5.8S rRNA, LSU-rRNA)
Cellular component (GO): nucleolus; preribosome, large subunit precursor; nucleus
Molecular function (GO): rRNA (uridine-2'-O-ribose)-methyltransferase activity; rRNA (guanine) methyltransferase activity
Source: RefSeq, a predicted model, not a curated record